AUGUCGUACCGCAACGAACGCACGUAUCGCAACGGCAACGGCACCAGCAACGGCUACGGGAACUUCGGGCGCCAGCGAGGAGGAGAGGACGAUUAUGAUCCCUUCGGUGAGGGCUACAGCAGCGAUCGAUAUGGCACACCGCCGCCGCAAGCCCGCCCGCCUCCUCGCGCCGCCGCGCGCCGAGCAGCUGAGCAGCAGCAGCAGCUACCCACGCGCGAGCGCGGUUACGAGACGAAUGCCGAGAAACAGAUAGGCCAGGUCCUGGAGCACAUCAAGAGCGAGUGGCCGGCAAUGUGCCAGACGGACUGCGUGCCCGUGCAACUUGCUCUGCAGCUGCUGGACAGCAGUUCCGUCGGGCGCGCCCACGAGUACCGACAGUUCCAAAAGACGCACACGUACCUGCAGGACAGCCUCAAGGGCAUCGUGCACGACUACCAUCAGGGUUUCAACAGCUCUAUCGGCACUUUUCACAAGAUUCAGGGCAGCAUCCAGGCGUCGCAGCGCAAGGUGCGCGCGCUCAAGGACGGGCUUGCCGCCAGUCGCACCAGCCUGUGCGCCACCGACCCGGAGCUCAAGAAACUGUACAAUACAAGCCAGAUGUACGAUGAUUUACUACAGACGCUGGGAGAGCUAGAGGAGUUGCGAGGCGUCCCUGACCAGCUCGAGGCACGUAUCAGCGAGAAGCGGUUUCUUACUGCCGUCGAGGUCCUCCAGAACGCGCUGCGGAAGCUGAGGAAGCCGGAACUUGAUAACAUCGGGGCCUUGAGCGAACUUAGAAGCUACCUGGCGAACCAAGAGACGGCCUUGAUGGAUAUUCUUGUGGAAGAGUUACAUGAACAUCUAUACCUAAAGUCACCAUAUUGUCAGGAGAGAUGGCAGAACCUAUCCAAACACCAAGGCGCAUUUAACGAUGCCUAUAGCGACAACUCAGCACUAGUGCCUUUCUUUACGGUGCUAGACUCGAUGGAUUUCGAAAACCCAGUACAAGAGGACCCAGCUCGGAACCCCGAGUCCGACACAUUCUACUAUAUCUCGCUUCUGGUUGAGUCUUUGAAUAAGCUAGGCCGUCUGGAGACAGCUGUAGACACUCUUAAACAGCGACUUCCGGUAGAGCUGUUCGGCAUCGUGAAUGAGACGAUCAAUGAGAUUGACCAGAAACACCCUAGCUCUUUGAGAGGAGUGUCAUCGGGUACUCAUGGGCUGCACAUCUAUGGUAGCAGGGAGACACAGAUGAGGGCCGAUGUCAUCUAUGAUCUAUUAUGGACUUUGUACGGCAAAUUUGAGGCUAUCGCCGAAGGCCACAGACUCUUUCACGAAUACAUCAAGGCACUUAUUCGCCGAGAGGGAGCAGGCAACAACAGCGCACUGCUUGGUAGCUUCAAGGAGUUGUGGAACCUGUACCAGAACGAGAUUCGUUCUCUCCUACACAAUUAUGUGACGACAGAUGCAGAUGUGUAUCAAUUCAACUCACCUAGGCCCGGAGGCGGCAUCAAUGGGAAGAUGGAUGUCUCCAGAGACCAUCUUUUCCGUUUCUCUGAGGCGGACUCCAAGUCUGUGGAAAUGGUCACGGAAUAUGAAGCACUUGAUGGUAUCAUACGAGCGGCUGUGCCCGGCCUUACAGCUAAUCAGCGCAAGGGACAAGGCACGGAUAAGAAAGCUUCGUUGAUUGGCAAAGACCCAAUAGGCUCUAGGAAAAGCAUGGGCCCCAGCUUCGACAAUCGUAAUCAAAAAGAUGGGACAUACAAGUCGCUUGUCGAGCCGAGCGUUUUUAACAUGAGCUUGCUCCUGCCUCCAACCCUUGUCUUCCUCCAAAGGUUGAAGAGCAUCGUUCCUCCUGGCUCGGACUUGGCCACGAGCACGCUGACAUCAUUCCUGGAUAACUUCCUGGUCAAUGUCUUCCAGCCACAAUUGGAUGAGACCCUUGGCAAGCUAAGCGAUACUGUAUUUGGCGAAGCAGACGCUUUCCAGCAAGAUUCAGACUGGGUACACGUUGCGCGGAAGCCGAUUUUUAAGGGGACAACAUCCUUCUUUGCUGUUGUUGCAGCUUUCUGCCGGAUGCUGGGAACCAUUCCUCACGACCAGGCCCUUAGUGCCCUCAUUAUCACACAAAUGAUGAGGUACUACGAUAGGUGUUUUGGAUGGUACAAAACCCUGGUUACCAAGACGCAGGAGAAUGCAUCAGAACCUCAAUCCUUGAGAGCUUCAGCCGUAAUGGCAAGCGAUUCUAGUGAGAUCAACGAGACGAUGAAGAAGCUCUGGUCAUCAGAGAAUCUGGAUCUGAAUCUGCUAGAGAAGGAAGUCGCGCUUUUGAUUACGCAGACCAACGAGAAAGCUCUGGAGAUGAGCGACAUCAUUUCAGAUCGUGACACCAUCUCAUCUUUGUGCCUCUUAUAUACUAGCAUGAAGUGGCUAGCAGUUAAGGUUCAAGGAUUGCGGCACAUUACAAGGCAAGAUGCGGACUCCUCGCGAUCAAGCCUCCCGAAACCGGAAAAGCGACGAUGGACUCUUCUCAAUGAUCCAAAUAAGGCUACGGCGGAGGAUGGACCCGUGUACCUCCCGAUGACGCAGGAAACAGUCCAGUCAUUCGACGGCAUUGUAUCCUCUUAUGAAGAGCUUGCCGCAACUGCACUCCUCACUCUACACAUGGAAGCCCGGUGCCGCAUUGUGUACUCACUGCACGUUGUCUUGUCUCCGCUGACCGCGCCGUAUAUUCUCGAGCAGGAUGUCAACGAACCUGAUCCACAAGUCUUGUCAUUGAACUCAGAGCUGGUGUCAUACGAUGAGACAGUCGUGCGUUUCCUCCGCGAGCGCGAAGCUUCAUUCAUUCGCACCGGUUUCGGCCUGCUCAUCAACUCAUAUCUGGUCAGCAACGCGCCGAUGACGAGCCCAAUGAAUGCCAAGGGCUGCGGCCGCAUGCAGCUCAACAUUCUUGUGCUGCAGCAAAACCUCAAGAACAUCGAGGCGGGUGUGGACCUCGCGCGCGCCGCGAACUACUUCGCACUAUUUGAUAAAGGACCUGACGCUAUUGUUGCCAAGGCCAAGGAGGACAGUGGGAAGGAGGGAGGUUCGGAUCCGGACCGCUUCACGUACGACGAGCUCAAGGCCCUUGUCGAGCUGUGUUAUAGCGAACAGCUAGCAGAUCCGGAGAGGGGAAUUGCAGCUCAGGCAAAGAGGCAGAUGGCGGAUAAGAUGCUACAACUAUCGGAGCAUAUGUGGCAGAGUUAA
Phaeoacremonium minimum UCRPA7 is the source of this 3225-nucleotide messenger RNA. Its product is annotated as putative sec8 exocyst complex component specific domain-containing protein. Gene Ontology annotation, biological process: Golgi to plasma membrane transport; exocytosis. Gene Ontology annotation, cellular component: exocyst. The transcript has 2 exons. Lineage: Eukaryota; Fungi; Ascomycota; Sordariomycetes; Togniniales; Togniniaceae. The record is from RefSeq and is a predicted model, not a curated record. Bases 1 to 3225 code for a protein of 1074 amino acids.